AUGCUGCAGAAGCUAGCUGGUAUAAAUGAAGUAUAUCCUUAUCUUCUAUCACAUGAUGCACUUCGUCAAGUAAUUAAACGAGUUCGACAUAUUGAUACUCAUGUGGAACCACAAUCUUUGGAGAGCCUUGUUAUUCCUGAAGAUAUGAAAAAAACAUUAGAUGAACCAAUGUUUCCUCCUUCACUUUGGUCAGUUACUAACAAUAUUGAAUAUGCAUUUCCUCGAACCCAAAAUUCUGUUGAAGGUUGGCAUAGAAGAUGGGAAACAUUAAUAGGUCGUGCACAUGUAGAUAUAUUUAAAAUUAUUAAAGAUAUACAAAAAGAACAAAAUCAAGUUCAACUCAACAUAAAAUCAAUUUUGCGAGGAGCACUACGAUCUUCACAAAGAAGACAAGAUCAUGAGCGUGAAGAUCGAAUUCAAAAAGUAUAUAAUGAUCGUGAAAAUAGAUCACUUAUGGAUAUUUUAUGA
This is a messenger RNA of Funneliformis caledonium, 468 nucleotides long. The record is from the annotation of a GenBank genome assembly. Lineage: Eukaryota; Fungi; Glomeromycota; Glomeromycetes; Glomerales; Glomeraceae.